AUGCCGUCGACUUCCGCCGGUUGCGACGAUGUUGUCGCCAAUUGUCUGGUGAUUGAGCCGAGUGAGAUCAAACCGAGAUUAAUGAGACAACUCGAAAUAUCUACUAAGACACCUAAUAUUUUUGGUGUCAACGCCAGUUUAAAUGAAAGUCCCAAUCCUGGUUUACAUCUCACAGGCUUUGGUAUGAUUGGAUUCCCAUUAUAUGAGCAUGAUAUUGAACGUAUCAAGAGUGCUGCUGUUCCGAAUCCCCAGAAUGAGAGGACGCCAGGAGUAUGGGAGGUACCUGCUAGGUUGUGGCAGACUGAAAACCCCAAGCGGGACUCUUUUAUCAAGUCUGCCAGGUUCCAACUCACCACACGCCUGGGCGUUGACAAAGAAGAUAUGAUAUGGGUUAAUGCAGAAAAGGCCAGCCUGAUAGUAUAUUUGCCAGGCGGCGUGAUGCAAUCAGCUCAAGGGUAAUAUUACAUUCUCGGAGCUACCGAAUAUCAUUAUGCUAAUCUAGAUACACCGCAGUGUUGAGCACAAUGAUGGCAUGUUUGGGACGCUGGACAUUACCUUGCCUUCGAGCAAUAGUCCUUGCGAAUCAGUCCUCACCCAUGAUGGCAGAAAAAGGAGUUUCGAUACCGGACAAGUUUCUGCCUAUGACUGCUUUGCUUCUGCUUUUGUAAGUGCGCGUGCUUAAACUUCGUGAAAGAAUCUGAUUCUGUGCAAUUUACAGUUCCAGGAUGUUGUUCUGACAAGCUCUGUCUCCGAAUGUGGAUACAGACUUGUGUUGAGGUACUCAUUAGUGACUGAAUUGCCUGGAAAAUUGUUUCCUACCACCUCGUUGGAUCGGCAAACGGCCCAAGUCCAGUCAAUUCUUAGCAAUUGGGCAAAACAGCCAGAACAAUUCAACCACAAGCUUCUAAUCUGCCUAGAGUCAAGUGUAUCUGAGGCAACUACGCGUCGCCUGAAAGAAGCCUGCCAGGGCGCAGGAUCUUAUUUGUGCAAAGCCACCCUGAAGCAAAAAAUAGUGACAAUCGACUGUGAAGAUGAUCCGUCUUACUCGGACAGGGUCGGGGGAUAUCUUGUAUCCACUCAUAAAGACCAUGGCGAGCGCCAAGAGAAGACGACGGAAAUGUGCAACUAUAGAACCUUUGAGGGUCAUUCACUGCCAAAACCUCCGGAUUACUGUUUUGACGAAGGUGACAUUAUACAAUCGGGCGACCACUUCACACAAGAUGACAUUGUAAAAGACGAAGACAAGGAUUCGGAUGACGAUGAAGAUUCGGACGAACGACGAUGAAGAUUCGGACGAACGACGAUGAAGAUUCGGACGACGAUGAAGAUUCGGACGAUGAUGGUGAUCAUGAGGUUGAAAAAUACAGCAAACGUGUUAGCCAACACCUGCGCAUGUGAGCUUUGCUCCCGCUAAUGAGUCUUAGGUUUUGAUCAUCCUACCUAGGAAGCGAAGAAUGACAUUCUUCUAUGCUUUUAAAUCAUACUCAUGGCUUCAAUCCUGCUCCCCUUCCUCUGCAGUAACAGCUUUGUUGCAAGAAUUUUGUAAGGCUGCUCAGUCUGGAACAACUACGCGCUAUGAAAUCGGGCGGGAGGAAGCUCACCAAUUGUGUGAAAUGAUCUUGUCGGCCGCCAAAAGGGAACCCGUGCCUCAAGAAUGGGUACCUACGUAUUUUUGGAUGAUGAAAGCCAUCGCCUUGCUUGAUAAUAAAGACUUGAUUUGCCAGGCACUUCCAGCUAUGAUUGCGUGUCCCGAAGUCUCCGAGCCAGUGUUUUCAGUUUUCAGUAAUGGCGUUGUACGAAACUGACUGGCUCUACGCAACGUACGUUUACCUGAUAUCGACGAAUGCUUGGAGAUUUUCUAACCUUUUCCCAGUAUGGAAUCUCAGCUAUCGGAAAUAAACAAAAUUUGAACAGCGCUAUAUUGCAGUGCGAUCCAUGGAGUCGCUGGCCAGAGGCGAUGCCUGGAUUGAAGCUCAAUACAAAAUAGCUUUAAGCACUCUGGACAUUGUAUGUUCAAAGGACGGAGCCAGGUUAGCGGAACUAGCAAACAAAAGGGCUAAUGGAGAGUUCUUCCGCGAAUGAUUAGCAAGAAACUAUUGAAUAUGCUCCUCUUGCUGACCUUUGUAGUCUGCUUCCUGCGUGGCGACGCAAUAUGAAAUUUGUCUCUAUGACAGUAGCUUUUCUCCACAACAUUGGACGGAACCCAAUUGAAACCAACCCUAAUCGACAAGAGAUACUCUCCGAAUUCAUGCAAGCCGCAAAAUCGAACUCGGUAGUUUUAAAGAAGCAUGGAGGUGAUUACAUAGCUAUAGCUUCUAUUUUCAGAUUUUCCUACGCCAUCGGCUUUACGGAAGGGCUGCAAUCACUAGCUGCCAAUCUCUCUGCAGGAGCCUCAGAUCCAGAGAAAUUUGAUUCCCUCCGUCUUUUGCAAGAGCUCGCUGUUCAAUUUCAAGAAGGGCCAAUUUUGAGGUGCCGCGCCAUUCAAGAUUUGUUCAGAGACAUUCUUAGCUCAUAUAUAUCUCGAAAUGCUCCGAAGCGCCCCGUCAUCGAAAACUUGACUCUCGGGAGAUGUGGGUGUGGGUGUCACCAUUGCAACCUUUUAGAUCAGUUUCUUCUAAGCCCGACAAGAAAGGUUUUUGAAUCAGCAGUGGGCCUCAUGCGCGACGAAAACUGA
Messenger RNA from Hymenoscyphus albidus, 2674 nucleotides. Lineage: Eukaryota; Fungi; Ascomycota; Leotiomycetes; Helotiales; Helotiaceae. The record is from the annotation of a GenBank genome assembly.